CUUCAGUUGACACUGUGGGUAAUUGGAGCAAAAGGAACCGUAGAGAAUCAGUGCCUGCUCAAGACUUUGUUCGGCAGCCAUACUUCAAAGCUUCAAAUCAGCAAAACCUUCUUCGAAAACGAAACCCGAAGAAAUGACCAGAUAUCGCCAAUUGAUUAGGGCUUUGGGAAACCCCUCGCUGGAUCUCUUCAACUCGACCGGACGUUCAGCUUCUGGAAAUUCUCGCCACCGUGGCUGCGGUCUUCCUCCGCGCCGCUGCUUUCACUCGCCGGCGCUCGCCGGAGGUACUUCCUAUCGAGGGAAUAAUUACAGUAAUUCUUCAUGUACUGAAAUACACAAUGCAAAUAAUAUAAUUCGGAUAUCAACAUUAUCCGCAUUGACACAGGCUCGAUUGUUCUCUUCUGAAUCAACUAAUGAUGGUUCUGCAGAUUCGGUGCAGGAUAUUCAUGAUAAGAUUCUGAACUGUGUGUCUGAGAAAAGAACUGCACCUCCAAAUGCUUGGUUGUGGUCGCUGGUUGCGAAAUGUUCUACUCGUGAAGAUAUUACGCUCCUAUUCAAUAUUUUGCAGAAACUUCGUGUUUUUAGACUUUCCAAUCUUCGGAUACAUGAUGAUUUCAACAGUGCACUUUGCAGGGACGUUGUGAAGGCCUGUGUACGUGCAGGAGCAGUUGGCUUUGGUAAAAGGGCACUAUGGAAACAUAAUUUAUUUGGUUUAACUCCUAACAUUGGAUCUGCACAUCAUCUGCUGUUGCAUGCUAAGCAAAUCAACAAUGUCAAACUCAUGGUUGAAGUGAUGAAACUUGUGAAGAAGAAUGGUUUACCUUUGCAACCUGGGACGGCUGACAUAGUGUUCAGCACCUGUGUUAGUGGAGACAGAUUCGAUUUAAUAACCAAAUAUGGAAAAAGAUUUGCGGCAUCUGGAGUAAAACUUAGGCAGAGUUCAUAUGAUUUGUGGAUGGAAUUUGCUGCCAGAAAAGGGGACAUUGAAUCAUUGUGGAAGAUUGAGAAGUGGAGAUCAAAAUCUAUGAACAAUCACAGUCUUUCAACUGGGCUUUCCUGUGCUAAGGGUUUCCUUCUUGAACACAAGCCAGAGAGUGCCGCUGCAAUGAUUCAAGUGCUGUAUCAGACUCUACCUGAAGCAAAAAGGCCGAGUAUAGUAACUGAACUACAAAAGCUCGUGGGCGAAUGGCCUUUGGAAGUUAUAAAGCAACAAAAAAAGCAAAACAGAAAGGCAUUUGCUUCCGAUUUACAUAAAGAUAUUUCUGCGCUGAUCGAUGCUUUACCAAGCGUUGGUGUCAAGGCAGAUGUUACUGUUCGCGAUUUUAGGGAAGCCAUUUCUUCCUAGUAUCAUCCUGCUUGAAAUUUAAAUUUACAAGCGCCCGUUUAUCAGGUAUGGGAAUGCCAUUGCUCGACCUUUUUAUUUUUUCCAUUUUCCGAAAGGUACAAAAAAAAAUGAGAAGCCAUGUUUUCUUUGAUCUACACAUCUUUCACGUGAGUUAGCUUCAGUUUGUUACAAAUACAUAAUUCAGUCAGCAUAUAAUGGAGAUCGAACCUCUUGACGGUUUAACCUAUUAAUAGGUGAGGAAAUUGGAAAUCUCGGGUUUACCUUAUUUUUGUUUGGACUUGAAUUUUAUUUUUUUUUAUGAGAGUUUUAAAAUUUAAAUAGUAUUUUGACGUGAUAUUGGGAAUGAAAAAUUAUAUGUAUUGGAAAUUGUACUGCAUCAAUAGUUGUAAUUUUUAUUUGAAAUAAAUAAGAUGUAGCUAAGGAGAAUUGAUAUUUGUUGGUAGCAGAACGUUCACUGUUCUUUGGAUGAAUGAAAGACUCUGAU
Andrographis paniculata is the source of this 1829-nucleotide messenger RNA. RefSeq lists its product as uncharacterized. NCBI's taxonomy places the organism in Eukaryota, Viridiplantae, Streptophyta, Magnoliopsida, Lamiales, Acanthaceae. The coding region runs from base 134 to 1345 and encodes 403 amino acids. The record is from RefSeq and is a predicted model, not a curated record. Gene Ontology annotation, molecular function: protein binding. The transcript is spliced from 11 exons.